AUGGACCUCUCUGAAGGCAAUAUCUCAGUCUUGUCUCAAUUAUCGGGAAGAAUCCCAUGGCUUUCCUACGUCCUCUCGCUCGUAAAGCCUUUAAUGCUGAACCCUGGAUAUGCACCUCCUGCGCUCGAGCAAGCCGUGCGCCGCUCCGUCGACCAACCCGCAGGCCUCCGCCAUGUAGAGAUCUGCCAAACUACAGGCUGGGGUGGCCAACCCAUCAACGUCCACACCGCCAAUCAAUCGUCUGAUCCCGCAUCACGCCUCAUACCAGUCACGGACUCCCGCCGCCUCCGCAUAACCUUUAACGGCUCUGUCUCCGACGUACUCCCGUGGAAGUUCACCCCUCAACAGCGCGAAGUCCGGGUACUGCCCGGCGAAACCGCGCUAGCGUUCUACACAGCCACGAACAAAAGCGACGAAGACAUAAUAGGCGUCGCAACGUACAGCGUGAGCCCGGGACAGGUGGCGCCCUACUUCAGCAAGAUACAGUGUUUCUGUUUCGAGGAGCAGAGACUGAACAAGGGCGAGACGGUCGAUAUGCCGGUCUUCUUCUACAUUGAUCCGGAGUUUGUAAAUGAUAUUAACAUGAAGGGCAUUGAUACGAUAACGCUUUCAUACACCUUUUUCAAAGCGAGGUACGACAAAAAUGGUCACCUUACGCCUGUACCUGGUUAG
This is a messenger RNA of Coniosporium apollinis CBS 100218, 672 nucleotides long. RefSeq lists its product as uncharacterized. Gene Ontology annotation, molecular function: copper ion binding. NCBI's taxonomy places the organism in Eukaryota, Fungi, Ascomycota, Dothideomycetes. The transcript is spliced from 3 exons. Gene Ontology annotation, cellular component: mitochondrial inner membrane. The coding region runs from base 1 to 672 and encodes 223 amino acids. The record is from RefSeq and is a predicted model, not a curated record.